UACGACGUGAUGCACUGCACGCGCGACCUGUCGCACGAGCAGUGCAGGGAGUGCCUGGGCUCGCUGUUCGUUCCGAUGUCGCCGUUGUUCGUGGGAAAACAAGGGGGGAAGGUUACUCGGCGAGAGCUGCAGCAUGAGGUUCGAGCUCUACUCCUUCUUCGAAGGUUCCCCUACCCUCAACAUCUCUGUGCCCCCGCCGUCAGCGAUGCAACUGGCUCCGGCGCCCACCUCCUCCGGAGAUCCUGCGAGGGGUAAGGAAUUACCUUGGGGAACGAGAUACAAGAUCAUCAAUGGAAUUGCUCAAGGCUUGCUUUACCUCCACGAAGAGUCCCAGAUAAAGAUCAUACAUAGGGAUCUGAAAGCCAGCAAUAUUUUGCUAGAUGCAGAGAUGAACCCCAAAAUCUCAGAUUUCGACCUAGCCAAACUCUUCGACGGCGACCAGACUCAAGGCACCACCAACCGAGUCAUCGGAACUUUUGGAUACAUAGCACCGGAGUAUGCAAUGCAUGGUAAAUUCUCGAUGAAGUCAGACGUGUUCAGCUUCGGUGUUCUGGUUUUGGAGGUUUUGACGGGUAGAAAAAACAGCGGAAGCUAUGAUUCUGAGACCGCAGAAGAUCUUCUAAGAUUCGCGUGGGAGAAGUGGAGUGGAGGAGCUGCGUUGGAGAUUGUAGAUCCAGUUCUGGGCGACGAGUACCGAGGCAGCGACGUGCUCCGAUGCCUCCAGAUUGGGUUGCUGUGCGUGCAGGAGAAUCCAUCGGAUCGGCCCAGCAUGAUAACGGUGGACCUGAUGUUGAGCUCUGAAACGGUGUCCGUCCAAACUCCUUCCAAGCCUGCGUUUUGCGGCGCCAAGAGCUUCAAGGACGUGCCGGUCUUCAACAGCUCCGCUUUACCGGUCGGUGCACUGGAGAAGAGCGGCACUCGAUCCGUGGCCAUGUCGCCAAACGAGGUGUCCAUUUCAGAACUGGAACCCAGAUGAUAAAUUGUCGAUCACUACUCUUUCCCUUUGCAAGCUAUACUCUACUAGUACCAGUUGGAGCUGAAAGCUAAUUUAAUUUCCCAGAUGCA
This is a messenger RNA of Zingiber officinale, 1065 nucleotides long. RefSeq names its product cysteine-rich receptor-like protein kinase 6. Gene Ontology annotation, biological process: protein phosphorylation. NCBI's taxonomy places the organism in Eukaryota, Viridiplantae, Streptophyta, Magnoliopsida, Zingiberales, Zingiberaceae. Gene Ontology annotation, molecular function: ATP binding; protein kinase activity. The transcript is spliced from 4 exons. The coding region runs from base 134 to 976 and encodes 280 amino acids. The record is from RefSeq and is a predicted model, not a curated record.